AUGAUCGCCGCGAUCGCGUCGCCCCGGACCGCUGUGCCUCCCCGCGCCGUGCGCGUGCGAGCGCAAUCCACCAAGGGAUGCGUCGUCAGUCAUCGACCGACCGCACUCGAAUCUCGCUCGAACGUGCGUCUCGUUCGCCGUGAAGGCGUCGUGGACGGGUUCUUCGGAAGAACACGAUUAUCCUCGGUCGUCGUGCGCGCUACGGACGACGACGCGAUCGCCAAGGGCGACGACGAGGCGGUGGCAAACAUCUCGCGGAAAGUGGCGCGCACGGCGCGCGCGUGCAAGACUCUCGGACGAUGGGCGUUCUGGUCGCAGCUCGUGUUGACCACGAUCGCGGCGGUGAUCGUGGUAUUUUCGUUCCUGUAUAAGGGGUUGACGAAGAGCACGGACGCGGGGUUGUACUUCAUCCUGUUUGGAUUAAUCGCCGGGUACUUCACGACGUUUUGGUCGCUGGGCAUCGUGCGCCUGGGCGAUAAGCUCCGCAAGGGGGCGAAGGAUCUCGAUCAGGUACCACCGAGGACGGAUGUCAUUCGCACCCUCUCCACCGGGCUCACGGUGAACGUCAUCGGGCUUGGGGCGACGAUCAUCGGUUUGCAAGCAACGACGGGGAUGUUAUUCGCCAAGACGCUCACAGCGGCGGCACAAAUGCCCAUGUAUGGCGCCCCAGUCGUUGGCACCGGCGCGGCAUUGGACAUCUUCUUGGUUCAGGCGGCGUCGAACGCGAUGCUCGGCCACUGGUUCGGGCUCGCUGCGAGUUUGUGGCUUCUGAGAACUGUCAACUUGCCUUCUCCCACGAAGGCUGCGUGA
Ostreococcus tauri is the source of this 810-nucleotide messenger RNA. Its product is annotated as Protein of unknown function DUF3611. The record is from RefSeq and is a predicted model, not a curated record. Lineage: Eukaryota; Viridiplantae; Chlorophyta; Mamiellophyceae; Mamiellales; Bathycoccaceae. Bases 1 to 810 code for a protein of 269 amino acids. The transcript has a single exon.